Cylindrotheca closterium is the source of this 4173-nucleotide messenger RNA. The record is from the annotation of a GenBank genome assembly. Lineage: Eukaryota; Bacillariophyta; Bacillariophyceae; Bacillariales; Bacillariaceae.
AUGGAUCGUGCCAACAUGCCGCGUCCCAAGUCAAGUCGAGGUCGUCAUGAUCGAGGCAAUCAAAAUGGCUCUCGCAGUAACAACAGACGCCGCACGCAAGAUGACAGCAUGGACUUUGAAGAUGAUCGACAGCCCACGCAUCAGUCAAGUAGACACGAAAGGAAGAAAUCACCGCUCAAUGGUAUGAAUCCACUCCAGUUCACAAAGUCAGAGUACGCGCACGAAGCAUUGGUAGCACCCGCAGUGAAAUCGAUAUAUGAAAGAAAUGGAAGAAAGAAAGGCCAAAAAGUUGCUAGUCCUUUGGAAAGAGCGCAAAUACUUCAAGGAGGGCCAAGCAGCAGUAUGAGUGACAAAAUUCCAAGAAAGGUCAGGUAUCGUGAGAAAGAACCGCCGAGUAAUCCAUCACUGGGGCAAACUCUUAUUCAAGGGUUCAAGACGAUAUUUACUGGUAGGAAGCGAUCUUCGGAUGAUUCCUCAACUUCCAACACUUCCAACAACAGCAAAAGACAUAGGCGAAAUGUCAAAACCGACAGUCUCGCAAACGUCCCACAAACAAGAAACAAGCUUAAGCAACAAAAUGGGGCACAUAAGAAAGCCACCGAGGUCAUUGAUUUGGCAGAUUCUGAUUCCAAUACAGAAGACGAAAGCACGGCCCAAAAUCAACUGAAACGCAAUAGGUCAAAGCGAAAGUCAGAUUUGUUUGCUGAAGUAGGUUCGAAGAAGCAAGCUGCCAAACCAGUGACCGAAAAGCCAACCACUGGUAUCUAUGGACUCCUUGGUCACGUGACACAAGAGGUAAAAGAAGCAGUUCCGGACACCCCAUCGGAUGACGAUGGCGUCAAGGCCCAAAGUCCUACCAAGCAUGCUCUUCACAGUGAUGUUGAUUCUUCGUCUUCUUCAGACGAUGAUAAGACAAAAUCACCAGACGAACCAGAUACAGUUCGGCGAAAAUCAUUACAAGAGCAGCAGCUAGAGAGAGAACGCCAAGGGCUCAAGGACGUCAUUCGGAACAAUCUUUACCAGACUUCCGAUGUGGACGAGGCUGGUGGCAAUCAAACAGAAGGGGAUAGCGACAGUGAAGAAAACUUCUCGUUUCUUCCCAAGGGUAGUGUACGAAAGAGCAAACCUGCCGCAAGACUCCAAGUGGCUCAGCACGCUGCCAAGACUCGAAAGAAUACGGAUAUGGAAGACAUCAAUAACUUUCACCAAAAGAAGAAGAAGGCUUCUCGAAAAGAUGCUGCAGGAACCCAACCAAUCGUAUUGGAUGUCGACGACGAUGAGAAUGAUGGUACCAACGCAAACACAAAAAGCAAAUAUUUCGAAAACAACGAACCGAGUGGCCAUCCAAAAGUAUUGCCCCACCCGGGCAUGAAUUACCCCGACAUACAGCAUCCCGAUAUGCAGUACCACGACAUGCAGUUGUACAACGCGAACGAACCAGGUCCGAAAACACCUUCCGAUACAGCUCUACCUGCUGACUUGGCGGUAGGUAAAGAUACCAGCACGGAUGCCAUUAUGGCAGACUUUGAUCAGAAGGUUGGGCAAUGGAAAAAUGGAGCAACGCCAAAAUCGUCUUCGAGCCAGGCCGACGGCGAAGACGAAGACAAAUUCUGGGGCGACAUUGCCGCAAAACGGCAAAGUAAGAGCACGAACGAGGAAUCAUAUAGUCCAGAAGAUGCCAAGGCGUCUAGAAGGGCCCGAAAGAUAGCACAGGUUGAUGACGUCGCUAUCGACACGGAUUUCGAAAUUACUCCAACGCGCAAGAUGUCCAAAGAUCGGAUACUCCAAAACGCAUUGCGAAAAGUAGGUAUGGAUCCGUCAAGUCUUACGCUUCAAAUUACCAAGGUAAAUGGUGCCAAACCGAAUGCGCGAAAGGGAAAGCGCGUGAUCCCAGGUGCCUCUACAGCAACGGAGGCACGUAGUCAAGAAACGACAUCGUCUCAAGAAUCCCGAGAGUUUUGUGCUAGGACUAGUGGUAGAAACAGUGGUAGGAUAUCGACACGCUAUGGCACCAGAUCGCAUAGUAGUCAGGAGCGUGAGGAUUACAUCUUGGCGCAACAGAUGCAGCAACAAGAUGACAUGCUGGAAGCAAGCAGAAGAAGAAACCAAGGGAGAACGUUGAAGAAGAAAAAGAAGCCAGCAACAAAUGAGGACGAGCCGAUCGUGCUUAGCAGCGACAGCGAGGAAGAGGACCAUGAGGAACUCCAUGACAUGGAAUACGAUUUGUGUCGAAUUGCUUUAGGAAAGAAGGUCUCUGGCAACGGCUGCCGGUUGACCUUUUCGCGUCGCAAUAACCAGCUGAUCCUAUUUUUUAAGAGGCCAGGGCGUCGAGGACGAAACUCAAACUACGGGGUAGAAGAGAUUUCCUUCCAGCUGAAUCGAGAAACUGUGAAAGAAUUCAAAUGCUACGAAAAGAAGGAAAGAGAUGACGACGAACCCUCUGCCCAUUCCGUUGAUUUCAACUUUGUAGCGAUUCGAGCCAUUCCGUGCGAAGGAUCGAAAAAUCUUGACAAACACCUGAAUAAAUACAAACCCGAAAGUGAAGAUGCGCCAAAGAAGGAACGGUUUAUCAUACUUGAGUUUCCAGUAGAUGCUGACUUUGAUCAUUUUCGCACCAAGAUGGAAGACCAUCUUGCUGAAAUUUGCCAUCUGGACAGGAUCGAUAAAGAAGAAGCGUUGUCAUUUGCCGAGGCACUAGUCGACGACUCGCAGAGAAUGGCAACAUCUAGAAUUGCAAUUGAAACCCAGUCCUCAUUUCUACAGGGACGUGGACCUGAAAAUGUGCUUCUGGUGUAUCCUUUUACCGGCGAUCCAACAGAAAUCGAAGCCGCUGCGGAUGGCUUGCACGAGCCAAGCGGAAAGCUGAAGAUCAACCGUGGUUACAGUUCGGACGAGUCGGACAACGAGUCGGAUCAAGAAGAAGCCAGCAAAAUGCAUAUUUCGAAUACUCCAUCUGGAGACUUGGUCGAUAUGAAGGAAGACACAGUUUCAAAAGUGAAAGUGCGGCAGCACUAUGUGACCUUGCGUGUCAAAGAUUACGAAAGACUCCAACCCGAAGAGUGGCUCAAUGAUUCUCUAGUUGACUUUUGGAUGCAAUGGAUUGCAAGAAGCGAGGACAAGAGCAACACCAAUCUACAUUUCUUCACGUCGCACUUCUAUUCGUCCCUUGCCGGGGGUGGGCCAGAAGCGGUGACAUCUUGGACUGCCAAGAAGAAUAUCAACAUAUUUGAGAAAAAGUUCAUUUUCAUUCCGAUCAACAAAGAUCUUCACUGGUCGCUGUGCGCCGUUGUGAACCCUGGUUGCAUCAGCAACUCAUACGAGGCAGACCUUGACAAAAAGGCAAAGCUUGAUGUUCCUUGCCUGAUUUUCAUGGAUUCGUUGAGGAUGCACAGAAAAGUUGCCAUUCGGAAGAAGAUUGAAAAUUGGCUCAACUCGGAAUGGGAACGGAUAAACCCAGAUGCUGAUAAUACCAAGCCUUUCACCAAGGAUAAGUUUCAAUUGUUUACUCCAGCAGUUCCAAUGCAGAACAAUACAUGGGACUGUGGUGUCUUUGUUUGUCGAUACGCAUUAGCCAUUUUCAAAUUGCGAAAUCGCUCUUUCACGUUUCGAGAUGUGCAUGGUGAUUCUCCUUUCUCCAGGCUUGUCGCUGGUGGUGCAGAAUUCGACUUCAACAUGAAGGAUAUUGUCCGCUUUCGCGGAGAGUUCCAAACGCUGAUCGAGAAUCUUUCUGGGGUCUACUCCAGGUGGAAGCGUGAAGGAGAGAAACCAAACCCCAAAAGUGACGAUGCCGAGAAGAGCGGUGGACAAGAAGUGGAAACACACGAAGACAAAAGUAGUGAUCAAGAAAUGACUGACGCAACAAAGAAUGCCGAUCAAGUGACUGAUUUGGUCCCAUCGGAACAAAAAGCGACGUCGAGUCCUCCAAGCGGUAGCCCUGAGGAUGAGUCGAUGGACUUGGUCAACGAAAAUGAAAGCACGUCAGUAGCGAUCGAGGCGAAUUCACCUCCUGACAGCGAGGACGUGGUAAUCGAAAAUGAAAGUGGUUCGGUUAUAAUUGAGGCGACUUUACCUCAUGAUAGCGAGGGCUUGGUCAACGAAAAUGAGAGCGAUUUCAUAGCAACAGAGCAUUAUGCACCUCCUGAUAGCCAUAAUGAAGUAUUUGCCGACAUAUGA